Messenger RNA from Vitrella brassicaformis, 745 nucleotides. The record is from the annotation of a GenBank genome assembly. NCBI's taxonomy places the organism in Eukaryota, Vitrellaceae.
CUUCCUUGCCUGGCUCAGCCUUGAACUCGAUCCCCUUGUCUUUUGUCCCACUCAGAUAGCGAAGAACCCUCUUUGCUGCCUGCCAAUGCCCAAAACCGGGCUCAUGAGCAUAUCGUGCAAGCUCCUUGACCACAUAGGCGAUGUCCGGGCGGCACGUGAUCGAGCAGAACAUCAAUGCGCCAACGAGUUGCCGAUAGGGAACCUUCUUCAUCUUCGUCUUCUCUUCGUCCGUCUUCGGUGACAUCUCAGAGGUCAGUUGGAUACCGGACGCACAAGGGAAAUCCACUGGGUUCGCAUUCUCCAUGCUGAAUCUCUUGAGCAUCUUGUCGAUGUACUGUGGCUGUGUGAUCUGCAGGGUCCUUUCUUGACGAUCGCGGAUGAUCUUGAGGCCGAGAGAGAUGUCAACCUCGCCCAGGUCCUUCAUCACAAACACGCUCGACAGCUGCUGCUUGAACCAGGUGACCCCCUCUUGUUCGCUGACGAUGAGAAUGUCGUCGACGAACACCACAAGAAGGAUGUUGUUGUCCUUAUGCAGGUACACACAGGGCUCUUGAGGGUGGCGAACGAACCCUCUGUCGAGUAGCUGGUUCUGGAGGGUGAUGUUCCAUGCGCGCGGGGCUUCCUUGAGGCCAUACAAUGCCUUCCGUAGACGAACAAUAUGGCCGGGCUUCUCAUAUUCAGGUGGGCACCGCAUAAAGACAGGCUUAUCCAGCGGGGCGUUGAGAAAUGCUGUGUUGAUGUCCAU